AUGGAAAAUGUACAAGAGAAUUUGGAACCCUUAAAUGUGGAUGACUCUAAUAUCGUCGCUUUGAAUGUUCCUAAUGUUGAAACUAAUUCAACUCCAACACAAAUUAAAAAUACAACUCCGUGUGAAUCUCAAGCUGAGACACAAGUCACGCAACAUACUCAAAAAAGAAAGCUAACUUCAGAUGUUUGGCUUUAUUUCCAAAGGAAAUGGAGUGUAGAAGAUGGGAAAAUGAAGGCCAUUUGCAACCGGUGUGGUACAAAACUCUCGGGUGAUCCAGGACAAGGAACAUCACACCCGCGUAAUCAUUGGAAGACUUGUGCACUUCGAAAUACUCGAGAUAUAAGACAAGCUAUUAUCAAAACUGAACAAGUUGACAAUCAAACAGUAAUGGUUGGUUCUUAUUCAUUUAAUCAAGACAUAGCAAGACGUUCGGCUGUAAGGAUGAUAAUUCUUCAUGAGUAUCCUCUAGCGAUGGUUGACCACAUUGGUUUUAAAGAUUUUUGUGUUGUUAUGCAACCUUUAUUUAAUGUGGUUUCUCGUAACACUAUUAAGGCUGACAUCAUGAAACUCUAUAAGGAGGAGAAAGAGAAUACAAUGAAGUUCAUUUAUGUGUCGACUCCUCAUAAUAGAAAAACUCUGGCUGAUACCUUGCUUGAAUACUUGAUGGAUUGGAAUUUAGAUAGAAAGUUGUCUACAUUGACUCUUGAUAAUUGCUCUACUAAUGAUGCUAUGAUUGAACGCAUUUUGAACAAGAUUUCACCUAGGUCACUCAUAUUGGGAGGUCAAUUAUUUCACAUGUGUUGUUGUGCACACAUUCUGAAUUUAAUUGUGAAAGAGGGUAUGUCCUUAAUCUCCGGUGCCAUUGAUAAUAUUAGAGAUAGUGUUGGAUAUUGGACAGCAACACCGAAAAGAGAGGAGAAGUUUAUAGAGACAUGUGGUCAAGCAGCACGAGAUACUCAAUAUAAAACCUUGCCUAGUGAAAUUGAAUGGAUGAAGGCAAAAGAAAUUUGUGAAAGGUUGGAAGUUUUUUAUGAUGUUACAAACUUAUUUUCUGGUACCGAGUAUCCAACUGCAAAUGUUUAUUUUUCCAAAGUAUGUGAAAUGAAUUUGGCUUUGGUUGAAUGGUUUGGCUCUACUGAUAAGGUCAUUAAACAAAUGGCUUCAAGUAUGCUUUAUAAGUUUGACAAGUAUUGGAAGGAUGUUAAUGGAGUGAUGGCAGUUGGCACCUUGUUGUUGGAAAAAAAGAAGCCUGGAGAUACUCUAGAGGCUUUGAUGUUUGUCCAAGAUUGGCUAUGGACGGAUGUGAAAGGUUCUACAAAAUCAAAAGUUGAGAACAUUGAAAUAAAUUCAGUUUUGGAAGAUACAGAUGCUGAUAUUUUUGAGGAAAAAUUAUGA
Vicia villosa (hairy vetch) is the source of this 1395-nucleotide messenger RNA. Its product is annotated as zinc finger BED domain-containing protein RICESLEEPER 2-like. The record is from RefSeq and is a predicted model, not a curated record. NCBI's taxonomy places the organism in Eukaryota, Viridiplantae, Streptophyta, Magnoliopsida, Fabales, Fabaceae. The coding region runs from base 1 to 1395 and encodes 464 amino acids. The transcript is spliced from 5 exons. Gene Ontology annotation, molecular function: DNA binding.